AUGUUACAAGUUGUUGAAUUAUUAUUAAAUGCUGUUUUUGAUGUUGAAAAAUUACUUCGUAAACGUGAUGCUGAUCCAAAUACAGUGACAAAACUCAGUUCAACAUCAUUUUUAUUGGCAUGUGAAAUAUGUGAUUUAGAUAUAAUUGAAGCUGGUGCUGAUUUUAAUUAUGCAGCAAGUGGUCUAGAAGCUGAUAAUUUAAAUAUAACUGAUCAAACAGCAUUUUUUUGUGGCUAUAUUAAACAAUCGUAUUGA
This is a messenger RNA of Rotaria sordida, 255 nucleotides long. The record is from the annotation of a GenBank genome assembly. Lineage: Eukaryota; Metazoa; Rotifera; Eurotatoria; Philodinida; Philodinidae.